AUGGCUUCGCUAUUUUCUUUCACUUCUCCAGCAGUUAAACGCUUGUUAGGCUGGAGACAAGGUGAUGAAGAGGAAAAAUGGGCAGAAAAAGCUAUUGAUUCCCUUGUUAAAAAGUUAAAAAGGAAGAAAGGGGCUCUCGAAGAAUUAGAGAAAGCCUUAUCUUGUCCAGGUCAACCAACGAAUUGCGUUACUAUUCCAAGAAGUUUAGACGGACGACUGCAAGUUUCACAUCGUAAAGGCCUACCGCAUGUUAUUUACUGUCGUGUAUGGCGCUGGCCCGAUCUUCAAAGUCAUCACGAAUUAAAGCCGUUGCCAAUGUGCGAGUAUGCAUUCCAUUACAAACUGAAAGAUGUUUGCGUUAAUCCUUAUCAUUAUCAGAGGGUGGAAACACCUGUGUUACCUCCUGUUAUGGUUCCUCGCGAUCCUGAAAUGUGUAGACCACCGAAUAUCCCCAAUCUGGCGACUUCCAAGGAAACUUCUAUGCCGUAUAAUGUAACCUAUGAUCCUGAUCUUUUUGCUACUUACGAAAAUCAACGUUACAAUGGUCAAGGGAAUCAAGGUAGUCCCCCACAGGAGAAUUGUAGCACUCCUAAUACUGCUAAUGGUACUCCCCCUGGUCAUACUAUGACAGCUCCUCAAACCAGCCCCCCAGGGCAAAUGUAUCAACAAGAAUUACAACCAGUUACCUAUCAAGAACCUAACUGUUGGUGUACCGUGGCUUAUUACGAGCUUAAUAACCGUGUUGGUGAACCGUUUCAUGCUUCCCAAGCCAGUUUAAUUAUAGACGGUUUUACAGAUCCAUCGACCAAUGCCGACCGAUUUUGUUUAGGUUUACUUUCCAAUGUCAAUAGAAACUCUACUAUCGAAAACACUCGUCGUCACAUCGGUAAAGGCGUUCACCUUUACUACGUUGGUGGGGAAGUAUACGCAGAAUGCUUAAGUGAGAGCAGCAUUUUCGUUCAAAGUCGUAAUUGCAAUUAUCAUCACAAUUUUCAUCCUACGACCGUAUGUAAGAUACCUUCCAGUUGCAGUCUAAAAAUUUUUGAUAACCAAGAUUUUGCAGCUCUUCUCUCGGAAUCUGUUAGUAAGGGUUUUGAAGCUGUCUAUCAAUUAACGAAAAUGUGCACUAUUCGAAUUAGCUUUGUAAAAGGCUGGGGUGCGGAAUAUCACAGGCAGGAUGUAACAAGCACACCUUGCUGGAUUGAAAUUCAUUUACAUGGUCCACUUCAGUGGUUAGAUAGAGUUCUAAUACAGAUGGGAUCUCCUCGCGAUCCGGCAGGAUCAGUUUCGUAA
Trichoplax adhaerens is the source of this 1293-nucleotide messenger RNA. RefSeq lists its product as uncharacterized. The record is from RefSeq and is a predicted model, not a curated record. Bases 1 to 1293 code for a protein of 430 amino acids. The transcript has 4 exons. Lineage: Eukaryota; Metazoa; Placozoa; Uniplacotomia; Trichoplacea; Trichoplacidae. Gene Ontology annotation, cellular component: heteromeric SMAD protein complex. Gene Ontology annotation, biological process: regulation of transcription by RNA polymerase II; BMP signaling pathway; anatomical structure morphogenesis. Gene Ontology annotation, molecular function: DNA-binding transcription factor activity, RNA polymerase II-specific; I-SMAD binding; RNA polymerase II cis-regulatory region sequence-specific DNA binding.